Messenger RNA from Scomber japonicus (chub mackerel), 2834 nucleotides. RefSeq lists its product as uncharacterized. Bases 26 to 1165 code for a protein of 379 amino acids. The transcript has 6 exons. Lineage: Eukaryota; Metazoa; Chordata; Actinopteri; Scombriformes; Scombridae. The record is from RefSeq and is a predicted model, not a curated record.
CGUCUGUUGUAUCGCUUUCUCUCUCAUGGCGGAGUUCGGUCAAAAAAGCGGCCGACGAGCUGAUGAGCACGACGGGACAAACAGCAGCGAUAUCCCCGAGCCAGCGUGCGGUACCGGGGAGCCAGCAGUGAAAGUCCCUCGGGGGCUUGGGUCUUUAAAUAACGACCAGAGGAGAAAGUUAGUCCUUCAUAUCGACCUCAACAACACCAUACUUGUGUCGGACGCUGUGACGGGUCAGGGGACCGUAGCUGCCCUGGACUAUUUCCUCACUACUGUUACCUGGGGGAAGAUGAGUCAACAAGGAAAGUGGGAAUGGCUGAGUGACUCUCCCUCCCUGCUCCCACCAUGUGAAGGCGCUGUUAGUUACUACUCACAGUUUGGACGGAUACCUGGCUUCACCUCUGCUGCUGGCCGGCGUUUCCGCGGGGUCCUGGACGAACAUCUGGAUCUGCUGCGCUGGCCUGAGGACGUCAAGGCAAACACAGAGCUGUCGGUAAAGGGUGAAGACGGUCGACUGUACCACUGGAUCCUCCCCUCCUUCUUCCAGCUGCUCAAAGACCUGGCGCAGGAAGAGAGGGAGUUCGCCAUCUUGUUCCGUACGUUUGGAAGUGACCUACCUCGCGUGCUGAAGGCUGUAUCUAGAGCGCUGAACAAAGGGGCCCAUCCACUGUUCCCUGAUCUGCCUGAUCUGAAGUUAAAUGUGAAUUUGACUCCGGGCAAGAUCCGCUGCGACAAGAGAGCGAUCGUCCUGAGCCGAGCAGAGGACCGCGUGUCCACCCGCGACGGAGAAAGAGGCCUGUAUGAGUAUUUGAGCUCGGUGCAGGGACUGGGGGGCUUCCAGGACCACUUUGACUGGUGGGCGAGUAACACCUUCUCCAUCCGUGGGGGGAAGCCGCUGUGGGUGGACCCCUUCGACCAGCACAUUCAACACAUCUUCAUAGAUGACAACAUACGGCAGAAUGACGAGGAUACGAUAGUUCAACCCAAGGUUUUCAUGGACCCAGGUGGCGCUAACACUCGUACAGCCUGCACCUCCGAACUCUACGACAUCACCUUGGUCCAGAACGACCUCCUCCGAGCCAUUUCUGACCCAAACUACUUCACUCAGCGCAUCCGCAUCUGCCAGGAAAACUAUGAGAGGAAUCUCCAGCAGGGGGCAGGCUAACCCACCGUUCAACCCCCACACCUUCCUGUACGUCGGUUUGUCUCUCUGACAAACUCUACUCGGGGUACCAAUAACCCAAAACACUGCAAUCCUAAUGCAGACAGACAAUGUAGAAACAGAACAGUAGAGGGUAGGUAGAAUAAUUUAACACACAGGGUGAAGUCCUGGGUGAAGGCUACAUAUGGAGGAAGGUUACUUGAAUAAGAAGGCAGGUGUAGCAGAAUCAGUUAUUAUCUAAAGAUGAAAUAUUCUAGACAAUUUCCAAAGCAAAUAUAAUAUACUUUAGAGGCAGCUAGAUAAAUAGGAUUUAAAUUCAUCUCAAAUGGUUAAAUACCACACGUUGUAAUUAUCUACUCUGGGACAGCAAUGAUCAAUUCAAAGUGUUCUUCAGAAUUAGAUUAUAGUCUUCUGUCCUUAGGUGCACCGCCACAAAAAGACAAAAAUCGUCUUUGAUUUAAUUAAGCACCAAAGUGGGCAGGCCAGACUCUGUGAUUGCUGCAAAGUCUCUGUGACUAAUCACAAGAUAAUUACCCUAAUUCUCUGAAAUUUACGUGGGGCAGCAUAAUUGGUGUCAGAUACGGUAAAAAAAACCCUUGAAGGGAAGGGUUGUAUUUUGUAUCUAGUGAGUAGAAUCCACUGGGUUUCAGCUCCUCGUUAGUCAUCCUCGCACUUGGGAAGAACAUUUCUUCUUAUCUCGGUUGUUGGCUCCACUGUUUACUUGCACUCACAACCGAAAGGUAAUACUUGAAUAUUUCCAGAUGACCGAAACAGCAUCUGGAUUUCUGAGUACGACUGUGUAACUUCCGUGGAAAGCGCUCUGUAAACACAUUAUGGAGGCAUUCCAGUCAGAAGGUGGCAGGGUAAUGGCUCAACCUUUGAGCUUUAAACACCGUCUAACACCGCCAGUAAUGUCAAAUGACACCACAUUACAUUUAUGACCAUACAUAUCAUUUCCUGUGACCAGGUGAGAGUGAUAUCCAUAUCCAUGAGGCACUUUACGAUUGCAUUAGUCAGAACAGAUGGGCACUGAGGCGUAUCAUUAGGUUGAACACGGGUUUGGGAAGCGUUCAUACUGAGUUAUUUACUCCAGUUUUUAUGUUUUUGAAAGUACCUUUUGUGUGAAGCAUAAUAACAUUGAAUUUGACGUUAUGAUGAUUUUAGCUUGGGGGUUUCCAGUAUAUAUUAUAUUAUAUAUAUAUAUAUUUAUUAUGCUUGCAGGGAGAUUUUUAUUGCUAUGUUUUCCUCAGGUCAAUUGUAGCGAGACCAGUUGAAUGCAAAUAAAUGUCAUUAAUCUAAAGGAAAGAAAUACUCAGAGGUAAUCUUCUUUUGUUAUUGUGUAUGAAGCUCAGGCUCCAUGGAAGAAGAUAAAAUGCAAGUGCUGCUUUGAAAAAAAAUGCAAGGACAAAGCGGGGACGGAUAGCUUUGUUGUCGGCGGGUAAGAUUACAGUCAAUUAUGAUGGCUUUAUCUCCGUUUGCACAGUUUCAAAGUGUAAAAAUCCACACAAAAUGCUGCGGCGCUAAUUCUGACAUGACAAUCUCACACAGAAUAAAAGCUUUUAUACCAAAUAAGGUAAUAUAUCAUACAUAAGAUAUAUCCAAGUACUGUAAAUAUAGUCUAGACUUUACGGUAAAUGCUGCAUUCAUAUAAGGCAAAAUGUUAACUUUUUCA